Mytilus trossulus (common blue mussel) is the source of this 4548-nucleotide messenger RNA. Its product is annotated as cyclin N-terminal domain-containing protein 1-like. The coding region runs from base 271 to 1194 and encodes 307 amino acids. The transcript is spliced from 9 exons. The record is from RefSeq and is a predicted model, not a curated record. Gene Ontology annotation, biological process: reciprocal meiotic recombination. NCBI's taxonomy places the organism in Eukaryota, Metazoa, Mollusca, Bivalvia, Mytilida, Mytilidae. Gene Ontology annotation, cellular component: site of double-strand break.
GAAAUGUUCUUCGGGAUAUGAGAGAAAUUCGUCUGCUGAGGAACUGGUGAGAGCUCGCACUUUCAUUUCUCUCUGAAUUUUCAAGUUUUUCAUUGAAGUAUUGAUCAUUUAAAAUCUGGUUUGAAAGGUUGCAUGUAUAUUAUCAGUUGAUGAACAGUACCAAUGAACACAUCUUUGAAUAAUUGCUAUAGAUCAUAGUGACUUCACUGUACGGAAAAGUGCUAUAAAAGUCUGAGUAAAUCAACUUCUGUGUAAUAAAGCAAAAAUUGUAUGGACAAAAUAUUUGGUACUCCAACAGAGCCACUUUUUAAUGAAAAAAGUAAUGGUAUUUCACCUUAUAUUUUACAAGAAUGGCUAACUUCUCUUGCUGUUUUGAAUUCAAAGCAUGUGGAUGUAUCCUUCAAACAUGAGGGUCUAUUUAAAGCAGGUAAAUCAGCAGAAUUUGUUUUCCUUACAUGUGAAAGACUCAAGCUGUCCGCUGAUGCUAAGUACUGUGCUGUUGAAUUGUUUGACAGGUUUAUGUUAAAGCAUGUGAAUGAUUUAUAUUCGCAUGUUCUCAAAACGAACAGUAAAAAACGUAAAAAAGACUGGAAUCUAAUUCUAGAUAGAAUCAAAAAUCAAGUCACAUUGAGACUGGUUUCCUGUUGUCAAAUUGCCAGUAAGCUCACUUCACAUUACAAGGUUGUCACUGCCUCAAAAGCAAGAAGAUUUCUGAAUGAAGGAGGACACAGAUAUACACAAGAGAGCAUCUUGCAGUCAGAAUUAAGAAUAUUAAAAACUUUGGACUUUCAAGUAACAACACCUUCAACACUUGUAUAUAUAGAAACAAUUUUAGAGAUACUUGGUUACAAUGAACCAGACACAGAAAUUAAAGUAUACUAUGAAAUUUCCCUCAAAGUAUUGGAAAUUGUCUACUUGAAGUUCUCUAAUAUCUAUAACAGCUUAUUCCAAAUAAUAGUACAGCAUCAGACACCUUCGCAGGACGAAGUGAGGUCAUUAUGUCAGGUCAAAUCAGAUAAAUUACUGCUGGCAGUGUCCGUGAUAGCAGCUGCUGUGUAUGUUACAGGGUUCAAGUCGGAUAAGAUGAUUGAAUGUUUACAUCUGAUAACAAAAAUACCAUUAGAGGAUAUUGUUGACUUCGCUACAAUUAUUAUACAAAUUAUAAUUCCAAAUGAACCUCUACCAGAGAGCUAACAACACAGAUACAGUCUAUAACCAACAUAUUAUUCCUAGAGAACAAGAGGCAACAAUGAAAAUCCACUUGAUGAGCAAUGAUUAUGAAUUUUGUGAGAAUUAUUUGAAUUCACUUCUGAUAUUUUACAGAUGAAAUUUUACUCAGGAGAAUUUAAUGAAAUACGAGGGACCCUGAAUAAAGUCCAUAUACUGUAAACCAACUUAUUUUCGCGGAUACUUUAUUUCGCGUUUUACCCUUUCUUGACCACAUCGCGGCUAUUUAAUUUCGAGAUUAUCUGUUUAACUUUAUGAAGUUUAUUUAGGAAAGAUCAAAGAUUGACAUAUUCACGACAAUUUAUAUUAGCGUUAUUUUUCUACUUGUGAAAGUCGCGAAAAUAAGUUGGUUUACAGUAUAAGAAACUGGGUUCAUAUUUUUCAUAUUUCAUGGAUUUUGGAAAAUGUGUAUUUAUAAACUACUCAAAUCCAUAUUAACUUCUUUUCUUACAAUGUCUUUAUAAAAAGGGGGGUUUUAGGUUAAAAAAAAAUGUAUCCCUAGAACUCUCAUAUGAAUUAUACAAAUCUGCAUUAACUCAUUUUUAUAUUUCCUAUACCACUAUUUUCUGUGUCUUGUGCAAAUAUUUUUUAAAAAAUGUCAAAAUUUAAAUAAUGUUUUUGUUUCAUCAUGAAUAAUAAUGAAUCCUUCUCUCAUUGACAUUAAAUAUCCUUUCAUGCACAUAAUCUCCCUUAUUGACCCUCUAAAGCAAGUUUUAAGCCAAAUUUAGAUCUGAUAAUAGAAACUUUAACUGUUAUAUAAUAGCCAAUAAGAGUUGAUCUAAUUUAAAUUAGUGCCAAUUGUUAUUAUUGAAUAAGAGCCAAGAUGACCUGAAAGUAACUUAGUAUUUAAUUGUUGUUUUUCACUGUAAUUUUCUAUAGCUUAUAUAGAUCAAUUAAGCUUUAAUUCGCCUCAUUCAGUUUUAAGUAAUUAUCUCCCUUUGUCCUCAAGAAAAAACACCAGUUUUUGCAAAUUUUAAAGAUGUACUUUGGUGAGGUUUAUGAAUCUUUGUCAAAUGUUCAAACUCCUCGUUUUUUUUCCUACACUACAUGGUAGAAUAUUUAGCCUCAUAACACCAAUUUUUCUUUUCAAAUUAGAAAUCAAUAGCUGAUAAAAGGUCAUUUAUCAUAAUUUAAGCAGAUUGUUGAUUUCUUUUCUUUUGAUUUGAGACAAAAAUAAUACUAAUGCACAUAUAAGAUAAAAAUCUGAGUCCGCCUUUUUCCAGACACUUUUUUAGCUCACCUGUCCCGAAGGGACAAGUGAGCUUAUGCCAUCACUUGGCGUCCGUCGUCGUCUGUCGUCGUAAACUAUUUCAAGAAUCUUCUCCUCUGAAACUACUGGGCCAAAUACUUUCAAACUUUAACUGAAUGUUCCUUAGGGUAUCUGAUUUAUAAAUUGUAUCCGAAGUUUUGAUCUAUCAACAAACAUGGUCGCCAUUGCUAAAAAUAGAACAUAGGGGUAAAAUGCAGUUUUUGGCUUAUAACUCAAAAACCAAAGCAUUUAGAGCAAAUCUGACAUGGGUUAUAUUGUUUAUCAGGUCAAGAUCUAUCUGCCCUGAAAUUUUCAGAUGAAUCAGACAACCUGUUGUUGGGUUGCUGCCCCUGAAUUGAUAAUUUUAAGGAAAUUUUGCUGUUUUUGGUUAUUAUCUUGAAUAUUAUUAUAGAUAGAGAUAAACUGUAAACAGGAAUAAUGUUCAGCAAAGUAAGAUUUACAAAUAAGUCAACAUGACGGAAAUGGUCAGUUGACCCCUUUAGGAGUUAUUGCCCUUUAUAGUCAAUUUUUAACCAUUUUUCGUAAAUCUUAGAAAUCUUUUACAAAAUUCUUCUCCUAUGAAACUACUGGGCCAAAUACUUCCAAACUUUAACUGAAUGUGCCUUAGGGUAUCUAGUUUGUAAAUUGUAUCCGAAGUUAUGAUCUAUCAACAAACAUGGUCGCCAUUGCUAAAAAUAGAACAUAGGGGUCAAAUGCAGUUUUUGGCUUAUAACUCAAAAACCAAAGCAUUUAGAGCAAAUCUGACAUUGGGUUAUAUUGUUUAUCAGGUCAAGAUCUAUCUGCCCUGAAAUUUUCAGAUGAAUCAGACAACCUGUUGUUGGUUUGCUGCCCCUGAAUUGAUAAUUUUAAGGAAAUUUUGCUGUUUUUGUUUAUUAUCUUGAAUAUAAUUAUAGAUAGAAAUAAACUGUAAACAGCAAUAAUGUUCAGCAAAGUAAGAUCUUCAAUUAAGUCAAUUUGACCAAAAUUGUCAAUUGACCCCUUAAGGAGUUAUAGCCCUUUAAAGACUUUUUUUUCACAAUUUGCAUAUCAUGUUGACUUACUUUAAAAAAUCUUCUCCUUUGAAACUGCUGUAUCAAUUUCAGCCAAACUUAGGCUAAAUGAGUUUCAGAGUAUCUAGUAUAAAUUUUAUAUUUUAUUUCCUUGUAUGUCAAGAAACAUAGCUACUAUGGCUAAAAUAGAACAUAGGAGAAAUUUUUUUUUUUUUUUUGGCUUUUGAAGAAAAUAGGACGAUCCAUAAAACAUUUAAAUAAAUUGAUAAGCCAAAAUAAUCAUUGAUGAGAGAUUUAACCAAAAGAAUUAAGGUGAGCGAUUCAGGCUCUUGAGAGCCUCUUGUUUAAAUGAAAGUCUCAUAAAGGAGCUCCAUAACCUAUAAAUAUUUGUAACUUAUUUUGUUCCUUAACCUAUGCUGAAAAUUCUGAUAAUUAAACAGGGGUAUCAUACAUUAUUAAUUUGCAGUAAAUUAAAAGUACAUGUAUCAUAGGGUUUUACUGUGAAUUAAAUGUAAAAUUAUCUUAAAUUUAUGUCCUUUGAUACAAAAAUUACAUUAUCAUUAGAUCUCAGUAAAAGUGUUAUAUAAAUGAGCAGACUCGGAGGAGAUAAUAUAGUUUUAUCAAUAUAAUAUUGUAGGCUUUUGAUAAUUGUAUUGAUAGACUUGUAUUUUAUAUGUUAAGUUUGAAACUUAUCCAUGUUAUCUUAACAGGAUGUUUUACAAUGUUUGGUUUUUCAAUGUCAUCAAUAUAAUAUUGUUUUAUUGAGUUGAAAAGAUGUGUUACGGGCAGAAAUAAAAGCAUGUUAAAAUGUUUUAAGAUCCCCGACCACAAAUAUUUUUUUUAUUAUUUCACCCUAAUAUUAUUUAACAAAUUCAAAGGUAAAUGUAACUUCACAUAAUUUAAUUAAUUUUAGUGCCUCCUAUCCCACAGCCAAUACAUUUUUGAACAGCCCAAAUUUAGAUGUAAGUGUAUAUGUAAGAGUUUAGAUUGCUGUGCAUCUAAGAACUAUCAUUAUUAAAAUCAUUUUGAAUUAAAUAUGAUAAGUUGUAGAUAUAUUAAAUG